AACGAAAGCUAAAAUAUCUCGUGGAACUCUAGAGCCAAAGCAAAACUCACUAAAACUAGAGUUACUACCAUGCUAUCAUCCAUUCCACAACCUUCCAUGGCUCUCUGUAUUAACAAUGGAGGUACUGCUAUUUGCAACACAACCACCACCCCCACUUCUCAAACCCACCUCUCAUUUCGUCCUCAAACCAUUAUUUUAAACAACCCAAGUAAAAGAUCUUCACAUAUUGCUACUGCAAAGAAAAUCUCUUCUAGAACUGGUAGGUUUGAUAGCAAAAACAAGAAAACUACUGGUGGUGGUGGAGGAGGAACCAGUACAACCACAAUUGAAGAAGUGGAUGAAGUUAUUGAGAGAGAAAGAAGUGAAAGGGAUUUAGCAGAUGGAGUUGUAACUGGAAUUGAUGAUGGGUAUUUCUUGCCAGAGCUACCUGGUGAUAAACCUGAUCCUUUUGAAGGUGCUCAAUGGGAUGGUCUUGGUUUCUUUCUUCAGUAUCAGUGGGCUUUUGGUGUUGUCUUUGCGCUGAUUGCUUGUGGAGUUGCCGUUGCGACUUACAACGAAGGGGCGACAGACUUUAAGCAGACAACGGUAUACAAGGAGUCGGUCCAGUCUAGAGAGUUGUUGGAAGAACCAGAGACUUCAAAUGCAGAUGUUUUCGAGGGAAAUCCAACUGAAGAAGCACCUAGUCUAGAGUAAGCACUUCAAAGAACUUAAAACAAGGUCUGCAUUCAGUUCAUGCUGUAAUUGUAAGGACUAAGCAUACAAACAGGGGUCUCAAAAAUCUCUCCCAAGGUAAUAAUAGUACUGAAGUACACUUUUAUAUGUUGUAAAUUUUCCAUGGCUGUUUUGUUUGUGUAUUCAUAGUGUAUGAGAAUGCUAAUACUUGAUAGAUCUCUCAAAUUGGAAUGUUAAAAUCUAGAUGUAGAUACGCUUGAGAAACAUUACGACCUUCUUUUGUUAUGUAAUUUGGCAUGUAGAGGGCAAGAAAGAUUUGAGGUUUAUUGAAAGCCUACAUUUCUCAUAUGUAUGAUGGAAAAUGAAAUGAAUACAUGACUCAUAUAGAAGAUGCUCCAAACA
Molecule: messenger RNA, 1074 nt
Organism: Papaver somniferum (opium poppy)
Lineage: Eukaryota; Viridiplantae; Streptophyta; Magnoliopsida; Ranunculales; Papaveraceae
Exons: 2
Coding region: 70-693 (207 amino acids)
Source: RefSeq, a predicted model, not a curated record